CUCUCUCUCUUUUCUAUUCAUUUUUUUUUUUCUUUAACACACACACACACACAAAGUGCGGAUCCAUUUUUGCAGAGGAAAUACAUAGCCAUUUUUCUUCCAAAUUUGAUUUCAGACACUAUUAAUCAUCACCCUUAGAAUGUCCAUUGAAGAGGAAAAGACUAACGUUCGACCAGUCGCUGAUCUUCAGGGAAGCAGCGAAAAGAAAGAAGACGCUCAGUUCGAAGAUCAUGAACAUGUUGAACACGAGGAUGAAAUCUCUCCUGAGCUUGAGCUACUGCUACAUACAGAUCCCUCCGUGGGUCUUUCCAGUGCUGAAGUAGAAGAGCGCAGAGCAAAGUUCGGCUACAAUGAACUACCAGAAAAGAAACGAAAUCCUGUCAUCAAGUUCUUGCUCUAUUUUACCGGUCCUAUCUCUUACCUGAUUGAAAUUGCUUGUAUCAUCGCUGCUGUGGUCGGUGACUGGCUUGAUUUCGGUAUUGUCUUGGCUUUGUUAUUUAUCAAUGCUUUGAUCGGUUUUAUCGAAGAAGCAAAGGCUGAAUCCGCUUUGGAUGCCCUUCGUCAAACAUUGGCCUUAAAGACAAGAAGCUGGAGAAACGGUGAGUUGAUCGAAGUCGAUGUCAAGGAUUUGGUGCCCGGUGACAUUAUCGUUCUUCGUAUCGGUGACAUCGUUCCUGCCGAUGCACGUCUUCUAGGCCUUGGCGUCAACGGCGAAGUCAAUGAAACCGAACUCCACAUUGAUCAAAGUGCUCUGACCGGUGAAUCCUUGCCUGUACACAAGAAGAAGGGCAGCACUGUGUAUUCCUCGUCUAUCGUCAAACAAGGUCAAAACUUGGCUGUCGUUACAAAAACCGGUAUCAACACUUUCAUCGGCCGUGCCGCUAAUUUGAUUGCCAUCACCAACGAAGAAGGUCAUUUCCAAAAGAUCAUUGGCAAGAUUGGUAACGUACUCAUCUGGUCCACUGUCGUCUUGGUCGUCAUCAUCUUGGUUUACCAAUUGGUCAAGUUCCGUGGUACUCCCGCCGGUGACUGGAAGGAGGUCCUCAUCAACUGUCUUGUCUUGACCGUCGCUGCUAUUCCUGUCGGUUUGCCUACCGUCAUGUCUGUCACCAUGGCUUUAGGUGCGAAACAAUUGGCUUCCAAGAAAGUCAUCGUCAAGCGUUUGACGGCUGUGGAAGAAUUGGCCUCUGUCUCUGUUCUCUGUUCUGACAAGACCGGUACCCUGACUUUGAACGAAUUGACCUUUGACGAACCUUGGUUAACGAAUGGCUAUACCGCCGAUGACAUCCUGCUCUACUCCUACCUCGCUGCUGAACAAGGUGCCAACGAUCCUAUCGAAAUGGCUGUCCGUCGUGCUGCUGAAGGCUCUCUUGAAAUCUUGAAGAAUCGUCCUGCGAAAACUUUGGAUGUGCCUGGCUACAAAGUUACUGCUUUCCAACCUUUCAACCCCGUCACCAAGAUGACCGAAGCCACCAUCAAGGAUUUGGCCACCAACCAAUCGUUCCGUGUCGCCAAGGGCGCUCCUCAAGUCAUUACGAAAUUGGCCGGUGGUAACAAUGAUGCUGUCAAUGCUGUCAACUCGCUCGCUCGUCGUGGUCUUCGUGCUCUGGGUGUUGCCAAGACCGUGCCCGGUGAUCUGUCAAAGUUCGAAUUGGUCGGUAUGAUUUCUCUGUUGGAUCCUCCUCGUCCUGACUCAGCCGCCACCAUCCGUGAUUGUAACCUUCUCGGUGUCGAUGUCAAGAUGAUUACCGGUGAUCAAUUGAUUAUUGCCAAGGAAGUCGGUGCUCGUCUCGGUAUGGGUCGUGUCAUUUUGGAUGCUAACCAUUUGGUCGAUCCUACCAAGUCGGAAGAAGAAGUCACUGAACAUUGUCGUCGUGCCGAUGGUUUCGCUCAAGUCAUUCCGGAACACAAGUACCGUGUCGUCGAAUUGCUGCAAAACAAGGGUUAUUUGGUCGGUAUGACUGGCGAUGGUGUCAAUGAUGCCCCUGCUUUGAAAAAGGCCAAUGUUGGUAUUGCUGUCGAAGGAUGUACCGAUGCUGCUCGUACGGCUGCUGAUAUCGUCUUGUUGGCUCCUGGUCUGUCCACCAUCAUUGAUGGUGUCAAGACUUCUCGUGCCAUCUUCCAACGUCUUCGUUCCUAUGCUCUUUAUCGUAUCACUUCUACCAUUCAUUUCUUGAUGUUCAUGUUUAUCAUUACUUUGGUGGAGAAUUGGACGAUGCCGGCUAUUCUGCUCAUCAUGAUCUGUGUAUUGAAUGAUGCUGCUACCUUGGUCAUUUCUGUUGACAAUACCGAAAUUUCUGAACGUCCCGAUAAAUGGAGAAUCGGUCAACUCCUUACUUUGUCAUUUAUAUUGGCUAUCUGUCUUACUGCUCUGUCCUUUGCUCACUUCUACAUCGCCAAGCUCGUUUUCCACGUCCACCCUUACGUACUGCAUUCUAUCAUGUAUCUGCAUAUCUCUUCAGCACCUCACUUUGUCAUCUUCUCUACUCGUGUCCCUGGCCAUUGGUGGAAGAACAUGCCUCACUGGCUUUUCACAGUCAUCAUCCUGGCUACCCAAGUCCUCGCCUUGUUCUUCUCUGUCUAUGGUGUCUUUGGUGAACGUGAAAAAGUCGCUCCUUGUGGUUGGGGAUGGGGUAUGUCCGUUUUGGGCAUCUCUCUUGUCUACUUUAUGUUCCUUGAUCUCAUCAAGGUGUGGAUGUUUAGAAGAUGGAACUUUGCUCUUACUGCCAAGUUGGCUCCUACUCCCAAGCGUCGCGCCAAGUUGUCUGACCGUGAAAAGCAAGCUGAACAAAGAGAACGUCUGGAAACGGCUUGGACCAAGAUUAUAGACCCUGUGGAUGCUUAUCAGAUCAUUGCUGCUUUCAAACUUGCAGCGCAAUAAGAAACAGAGAAAAAAAAAAAAAAAAAAAAAA
Messenger RNA from Mycotypha africana, 2912 nucleotides. RefSeq names its product plasma-membrane proton-efflux P-type ATPase. Bases 140 to 2881 code for a protein of 913 amino acids. Gene Ontology annotation, cellular component: plasma membrane. NCBI's taxonomy places the organism in Eukaryota, Fungi, Mucoromycota, Mucoromycetes, Mucorales, Mycotyphaceae. Gene Ontology annotation, biological process: proton export across plasma membrane; regulation of intracellular pH. The transcript has 2 exons. The record is from RefSeq and is a predicted model, not a curated record. Gene Ontology annotation, molecular function: P-type proton-exporting transporter activity; ATP hydrolysis activity; ATP binding.